This is a messenger RNA of Rotaria socialis, 2931 nucleotides long. The record is from the annotation of a GenBank genome assembly. NCBI's taxonomy places the organism in Eukaryota, Metazoa, Rotifera, Eurotatoria, Philodinida, Philodinidae.
AUGAAUAAAAAUGAAUCAACAUCAACGGCUAGUGAGUUGUCUUCUUCCGCUACUACGAAUCAAUCAUCAACAAGUAGUCCUUCUGUUGCUACUGCUAGUAACAGUGGAACAACUGAAAUGAUGAAGGAAAAUAGUGCAUUUUCCCAGCAAAUACCUCGAAUUCUCCAAAAUUUUCUUCUUGUCUGGCUCGAUACUAAUUUUGAUGAAUCUAAAGAAGACUUCCAAAGGUCAAUACAACUUAUACGAAAUAUUGUAGCGUCUAUCACAACGUUCAAAGAUGUUGAACAGUGUGUUGAUUUCAUCAGUGAUAUUGAAGAUGAAAAAGUAUUCUUGAUUGUAACUGAUUCAAUUGGAAGACAUCUAAUAUCGGAUGUAGAAAUUCAUACUUGGACACAACUGAAUUCGAUUUAUGUUCUCGAUGAUAGGUCAUCAACUUAUGAGCAGUAUGCUCACGUAACAUCGAAGGUCAGCGGUGUAUACACACAAAUUGAACCGAUUUGUGAAACACUCAAAGUUCACCUUGGGCAUUGUGAUCGAGCCAUGAUAUCAAUGAGUUUUAAUGGUAUUGAUCCAUUAUUUAUGUAUACUCAAUUAUUUAAAGAAGCACUUUUAGAAAUAGAAGACGACGAUGAUAAAUCAAUUAGAGAACUCAUUGAGUAUUGUCGUCUUCAAGGUAAUAUUCAUAAAGACGACAUCGACAAAUUUGAACGUGAAUACCAUCAACAUAGACCUAUUUGGUGGUAUACAACUCCAUACUUUAUCUAUUCGAUGCUUAAUCGUGCUCUUCGACUAAUGGAUGUCGAUAUUAUACUUAAGAUGAGUUUUUUCAUUCGACAUUUACACAAAGAUAUUGAAGCCUUAUACUGUGAGCAACAAUCGACUAAGACCUAUGUGACUCCCUUUCGAGUCUUCCGCGGGCAAGGUUUAUCGUCGGAUGAUUUCGAAAAAAUGAAAAAAACCAAAGGUGGACUUAUGUCAUUCAACAACUUUCUUUCCACAAGUCUUGAGCGUCAGGUCUCUUUUGUUUUUGCAGAUUCAAUAGCCAUUAGCAAAGAUUCAAAGUCGUUGGGUGUACUUUUCGUGAUGACCAUCGAUCCAAAAAUUUGCGAAACAUCAUCAGUACCGUUCGUCGAUGUUAAAAACGUUGGAUCCUUUGGAGACAACGAGCAAGAAAUUCUUUUUUCAACACAUAGUAUAUUUCGCAUUGAUGGAAUCGAACAUAUUCCCGAUGACAAUACUGAUCGACUGUGGGAGAUCAAUCUCACACUUGUAGGCAAUGAUAAUCAUGAUCUAGUAAAGCUUACAUCACAAUUACGCCGAGAAUUAACUUGGACUAAAGGUUGGUCUCGAUUUGGUGAUAUACUUAUUCGCGCGGGCAAAUCAUCAAAAGCUGAACACCUCUAUAGAACACUUCUUCGGGAAUCAUCCUCUGAGAAAGAACGAGCACAUUACAAUGUUCAACUCGGAAGAGUGUAUUAUUAUACAGGCGAAUAUUCGAAAGCACUUGUAUCGUAUGAACAAGUACUUGAAAUAAGGAAAAUAGAUCUUUCACCUAAUUAUCAUGAAUUGGCUUUCUACUACAACAACAUUGGCCUGGUGUAUUGUUGUACAGGCGAAUAUUCGAAAUCACUUGCAUCGCACGAACGAUCACUUGAAAUAAAAAAACUCGCUGCCAGUCCGAAUGAUUCCGAACUGGCUAUUUCCUAUCACAACAUGGCUGGGGUGUAUUAUAAAAUGGGUGAUUACUCCAAAGCAUUGUUGUAUUACGAAAAAGAUUUAAAGAUCAGUGAAAUAGCUCUCCCUUCAAAUCAUCCUUCUUUAGCUGUUACCUACAAUAACAUCGGCCUAGUGUAUGCGAACAUAGGUGAGUACUCGAAAGCACUUGAAUCGCAUGAACGAUCACUUAAGAUCAAGAAGAUUGUUCUUCCUCCGAAUCAUCCCGACUUGGCUUCUUCUUACAACUGCAUCGGCGAACUGUAUUUUAAAAUGGGCCAGUGCUCUGAAGCCCUUUCGUGGUAUCAACGAUCAUUUGAAAUAAUCAAAAUAGCUCUCCCUCCGAAUCAUCCAGAUUUGGCUUUUUGCUACAACAAUAUUGGCUGUGUAUACAGUGACAUGGGCGAGUACUUGAAAGCACAAUCAGCAUACGAAAGAUCACUUGAGAUCAGGAAAAAAGUUCUCCCAUCGAAUCAUCCCUCGUUGGCUACUUCCUACAACAAUAUCGGGUUACUGCAUAUGAAAAUGGGCGAAUACUCAAAAGCACUUUUAUUGCAUCAGAAAGCACUUGGAAUAUACGAAAUGGCUCUCCCUCAAAAUCAUCCUUCGCUUGCCACUGUAUACAAUAAUAUUGGCGACGUCUAUAAGAAAAUGGGCAAGUAUUCAAAUGCACUUUCAUGGUACGAACGAUCACUUGAAGUAACCAAAAUAGCUCUUUCUCCAAAUCAUCCUGAUUUGGCCGUCUCUUACAACAACAUCGGUUUGUUGUAUAAUAACAUGGGCGAAUACUCUAAAGCACUCUCAUUGCUCGAACAGUCACUUGAAAUAACCAAAAUAGCUCUUCCUUCGAAUAAUCCCGACGUAGCCUGUUGCUACAACAACAUCGGUCUAGUGUAUGAUAACAUGGGCAAUUAUUCGAAAGCACUUCCAUGGUACGAACGAUCACUAGAAAUAAGAAAAAUAGUUCUACCUCCAAAUCACCCAGAAUUGUCUGUUUCUUACAACAACAUCGGUGGGGUGUUUAUGCAGAUGGGGAAGUACUCAAAAGCACUUCCAUGGUUUGAGCAAGCACUUGAAAUGAAGAAAAUAACUCUCCCUCCGAAUCAUCCCUCACUGAGUACUUCCUAUCUUAACAUCAGUGUACUCUAUGAUAACAUGGGCGAGCACUCGAAAGCACUUUUGUACUUCGAGAUGGCUCGGAAUAUCCGGCGACCAUGA